AUCUAUCUUUUAUCUUUGUAACUUGUUCUUUCAAGUAACUCAAUUCAAUGGCUCUCUAUGGAAAGUUGGAGACCGAUGUUGAAAUUAGGGCUUCAGCGGAAAAGUUUCACGAAAUAAUUCAUCAAAGACCUCACCAUAUGUCCAAUAUCUGUUCAGAUAAAAUACAAGGAGUCGAGUUACAUGCAGGCGAAUGGGGCAAGGUUGGCACUAUCCUCUAUUGGCGCUACGUUCAUGAUGGAAAGAAUUGUGUGGUGAAGAGCGUAAUAGAAGAGGUCGAUGAGAAGAACAAUUCAUUCACUUGGAAAGUGUUAGAGGGAGACCUUUUGAAGGGCUAUAAGAGCUUCAGAAUUAAAAUCCAAUCUAUCCCAAAGGAGAAGGGAAGUGUGAUUCAUUGUGGUUUGGAAUAUGAGAAGCUUCAUAAAGGAAUUCCAGAUUCUCAUACUUUUCUUCAGCUUUGUGUUGAUGUCGCCAAAGACAUUGAUGCUUACCUUAUGGGAGACAAUAAUGAAGGCUCAUUUAUAACCAAGGCAUGACCAACAAACCACUCAUAGCUCUUGGGUGGUGCUAUUACUAUGUUAUGUUAUGGAAUAAAUAAUUGGCAAAUUACUAUAUUUGCUAAUCAUAGUUUUAUGCUUGAAUAAAUAUAUUAUGUCGUGAUCUAGCUUGUUCUAUGUCACUAUUCAUGUGAAAUACUAUAUUAUAUGCUUCUAACAAAAUAGAAAUAAAGUUUGUAAUAAAUGUCUUCGUGCAAUAAUUAUUAUCGUUGUGCAUUGUGUUUG
Cucurbita pepo subsp. pepo (vegetable marrow) is the source of this 779-nucleotide messenger RNA. Lineage: Eukaryota; Viridiplantae; Streptophyta; Magnoliopsida; Cucurbitales; Cucurbitaceae. The record is from RefSeq and is a predicted model, not a curated record.